UUUUCAGUAGCAUUAGCUUCACCUGGAAACUUUCAGAAAUGCAAAAUUUCAGACUCCACACAAGCCCUGAAUAAGCAUCUCCAGGACACAGCCCAGCAACCAAUGGUGUUUCAACAAGUUUGGCAGGUGAUUCUGAUGAUUCUCAAGUUCAAAUACCACAGGCUGAAAUAUUUCCCUGAAUGUUAUUCCCCAACAAUUUAUAAACAGGCAUUGACACUCCUGAACAUUUGGUUUCUUCAAGAACUUCAGAGGGCCUAGAGGAGUCACAGGUCUGAAAGAUUUGCUGGUGCAUUUUAUUUGCACCUCUGAUUUCAGUGCUGGAGUGAUCAUGGCAAUGCCCAGAUUCAGGAGGGAGAAAGAAGUCUUUCUUGAAAUAUUAAAAUAUGGCCACUUUUAAUAAAGAUUUUUUAUUUUGCUCUUCAUACUUUCCAUAUUUUCAGAUAGUAAGCAAUCAAGAAAAACCCAAUACGUAUUCCCAGAAAAUAAAAGCAAUCAGCACGAAGUAAUCUGUAAAUGCAGUCAGCUGAGUUUGGCAUUGGCUAUAAAAUUACCCAAAGGAGGUUGGUUGCUUCCAAUUUCCUGUUUUUUUCCCAGGGUCAUUGGUUGGGAGCUGACAAUCAAAAUCAUGAAGGAUUUUGUGGCGUUACAAUCAUCUUUUUGUGUGUGCUUGAUUUUGGCUUCUUCUCAGCAAAUGUCAGUGUCCGUAGGCUGUACUUCUUCUUUAUUCUGGGCUGUGGUUGAACCGACUCUACUUGGUCAAGAUCACUUUUUGCAUUCUGAUUCAGUGUCUCUGGGAAUUGGUUGUCCUGUAACACACAUAACUGAGAAGGGAUAUGAGUUUAAUUACCGUGCCAUCGAGUGUGGAAUUCAGAAAGAGGUUUUCUCCUAUGGAGUGGUUUUUUAUUCAGUUCUCCACUGUACCAUCAUGCACGAAGGAGUCACUAGAAAAAUCCCUUUGAUGUGUCAUGUUCCCAGAUUAUCCUCCUUAGAUACCACUCCAGGCACUGUUGACAAAGAUCUUACAAAGUCUGAAAACAAUCUUCCCUCUGCCAAUUCUGGCCUUUUCUGGAACACAACCAACACUUGCCUGUUUGGAUUGCCUUGGAUUCCAUAUUUCCAAGACCCCUCGGUGAAACCAUCCUAUCAGUCACUUCUGCUUAGAAUGCCUCAUUCUUUAGUCUAUGAGAGUGCUAAUGUGGCUGUGUUCUAGUGUAUGCUUUGGCAAUCUCAAUAAGUCUGUUGCUAUAGCAUUCUUAAAUUUACUUUUUAAAUCAAUCACUAUAGAUUUUGAAACUUUUCUAUGCCACCUCCUGAGAAGUCAUCUGGAAUAACUUCUAGAUGGAUUGGAGUAGUGCCUAAUGCUUCAUUUGUUUUUAAAAAGUGUUUUUUUCAGCAAAGUGACAAUUUAGCCCUUGCAUAUUCUUUUAUACAGAUAAGAAUGUAUCUGUAUAUAAUUUUUAUGUGGAGGCUAUGUUACAAAUAAAACAUACUGUGUCUUUGUAGGUAGACUUUUGAUGUCUGAGUGCUAAACUCAAAAUAUAGUGUAAGUUGUGAGAUUGGUGUGGAAGGUCAUUGUCACUCACUGUGUUGUAAGUAGCUGUUCAAUAAAUCACUUACGAUUACUAGUUUAUGCAUUAGAAUUAUUUUAGUUUAAACCAUUGUGAGAGGAGCUGAGGAUGGAAAAAAUUGUUGAUCAAGAACUUUCAGAAAGGCAAAUGAGUAUUGUUCCUAUCUCCACUUCAUUAAGCACAUCUUCACACCAGGAACCCUCUUCAGUAUUAGUUAUUGUAUUAAUCACCUCCCCUUAAACCAAUAUUGAGCUCUGAACCCUUAUCUCAGAGUCUGAUUCUAUUCAGAUUGCAUGCCAUUUAUUAGCUAUGUGACUCCUCCAUAUAUCACUUGAUUAUCUAUAAAAUGGGAAUAAAAUAAUAUCUACAUCCUAGUACUCUUUUAAUGUCUAAAUGAGUUAAGUUGUAGAACAAUUUUAGAAUUACAUGUGUUUUUUGUUUUUAAUUUAUUUAUAAAAUUAAAUUUAUUAAGAUUGUUCAAUUAAAGUAUAUGUUUCAAGUG
Messenger RNA from Pipistrellus kuhlii (Kuhl's pipistrelle), 2070 nucleotides. RefSeq names its product oocyte secreted protein family member 3 (gene OOSP3). The record is from RefSeq and is a predicted model, not a curated record. Lineage: Eukaryota; Metazoa; Chordata; Mammalia; Chiroptera; Vespertilionidae. The transcript has 5 exons. Bases 626 to 1210 code for a protein of 194 amino acids.